UGGCUGGCCUGGUGCCACUGAUCAAUGCCAUGUAACAUCUGAAAAAAGAGAAAUUUAAAAUCAAAGCCGUCGCUAUGGCAACGCCCCUGCCACGUUCCACCAAUCAAUGGAGUCCGUGGGGUUGUGAGAUGCGCCAGGGAAAGGCCAGCGUCCUACAUAAAGAGUCCAGGACAGGGAAGCUUGCAGCACACAGGGCAGCACACCUUUCUGCAACCAGAGAAGUGUGACAGAAGCCACAGGACAAAAAAAAAGGAAGACAUGGUACAUUCAUGCGGACAGGAGAUUCCUGCCUGGGUCUAUGUGGGCAGCCUACUCUUCUUCAUCUCCUUAAACUCUUUUACAGUCAGCGGAGCACCUUUGAAGCAGGAGCUUCUUGACAAUGGAGCCACAGUGCUGAAUCACUCCAUGAGCCUUGUGCAUCGGAUGGAGACACUACUGGCCAUGGGGAACGGGAGUGACGUCACUCUGCGGGUGCAGACCAUUGACACAGAUGAGGUGAAGGUGAUCCAAGCCCACAGUUUGGUCCUGACACUGCAGAGUGAUGUGUUUGAGGAGCUGCUGGUCAAUCGCAACAACAGCGCUGUGAUUUUGACAGAGACCGCCCUCUGCGCAGCUGUUUUUGACAAGUUUAUCAGGUAUCUGUACUGCGGUGACAUUUCCGUACGGCUAGAUCAAGCUAUAUUCCUGCACACGCUGGCCACCAAAUAUCACGUGUGGGGCUUACAGCAAGGUCUGACCCACUACAUGACUCAACAUCUUUCCAGUGAUUCGCCAACAGGUCACGUGGUUAGUUGGUAUAACUAUGCACUAAAAAUUGGGGACACGACCCUACGGGACAGCUGUCUCCUAUACUUGUCCUGGAACCUGUCUUCUGUGCUGCAGAGCAAAGAAUGGGGCUCCAUUAGUGAAGACCUGCUCUUGUCCUUGCUGCAACGCUCUGACCUUAUUCUGCAAAGUGAACUGGAGCUCUUUGAGGCUCUGGAGGUUUGGGUCAAUCUGAACCAACCUGUCAGUGCAACAGUGGAAACUGCCCUAAGGGCUGUUCGUUAUGGCAUGAUCCCCCCUUAUCAUCUUUUUCGCCUCCAGAAGCAGUCCCUCCUUCUGAUAAAGUAUUACGAGUCCAUCCGUGAUCUCCUAUAUCUAGCUUUCCAAUUUCACUCGGCUUCGCCAAUUCAACUGGCAAAGUACUUUGAUGUCAACUGCAGUAUUUUCACCCCCCGCAACUACCUGUCAUCCUCCUGGGGUUCUCCAUGGGUCAUCAACAGUCCUACUCGUGACGAUCGCAGCUUUAGCUUUCAGACACAGCUUGGGCCAAGUGGCCACGAUUCUAGUAAGAGAGUGACAUGGAAUGCUCUUUUCUCUCCUCGAUGGCUGCCACUCAGCGCCAGAUCGUCAUAUUCCGAACUUGGUGCCAUGCAGCCCACCCGCACAGAGGCAGGCCAUCCUCGCAUCAUUGUAACUCCGGCCACCUCCAGCCCAGACUUUGCUGGUGUCAGCUUCCAGAAAACCGUCAUUGUUAUGGCAAAGCAGCAAGGAAAAGUGGUGGUCCGCCACGUCUACAACUUCCACCAAAGUACAGAGGAGGCUGGGGAUUUUUUGAUGGAUGCAGAUUUGCAGCGCCGUUCAUCAGACUAUCUAAUUGACAGUUCUCUUUAUCUGCACAUUGUGAUCAAACCUCUCUACCAUACACUGCUUGUUGCUAGGAAGUAAAACCACAAAUUCCCAGGAACCUCACUAUCCCUCUACCACCCACACAAUCACAUGCACAUGUUCCAAAGUACACUCAUAUCACAGCAGAUGUGUGUCUUUCAUAUCUGUGUUAUUGUAAUGAUUUGGUGCAUUUUAUUGUCUUCCAGCUGUUCAGAUUGGGCAAGUUUAGAAAGAAAAUCAAGUAUUUUAAACUGUACAACCCAUAUUUAUAAUAAUUGCAUUCUUUGGAUCUUAAUUUUUAAUGUGAGAAAAAUCAUCAUUGUACUGUAUUUCUUAAUGUAUCUCAAAAUGUGGUUGCAUAUUUUCCUUAAAUUUAUUAUUCAAAGCAAUGUUCAUUUUUCACCCAGUUACACAUGGUUCUAUAGAGGCUUUUUUCCCAAGAUAAACUACAAUUACUUUUACUUAUAUAGAUUUUUAUCAUUUAUGUGCUCUAAUGGAAUAUUGUAUACAGUUUGAAACUCAUAAAAUAAAAAUGGAAAAAAAGAACCCCAUUAUCACUUAAUUUACAGGCGAACUGUCUUGUCAGGCUAUGGAAAAAAGCUGUAUAUUAUUUAUAUUAUUUUUACCUUUGCUUCCUUUGCACCCUCUGUGCCCCCCCCCCCCCCAAAAAAAAAGAAAAGAAAAUGUAUUUAUUUAUUUUCCCAGGAGCUCUGUAUUGUACUUAGCUAGAAUUCUAUGACUUCUAAAAAUCCAUGUCAUUGUAAUAAAUUUAAAAAAAAUAAUAAUAAAGGAGAAAAUAAAG
Messenger RNA from Oryzias latipes (Japanese medaka), 2452 nucleotides. It is a transcript of the gene btbd17b, whose product is annotated as BTB (POZ) domain containing 17b. NCBI's taxonomy places the organism in Eukaryota, Metazoa, Chordata, Actinopteri, Beloniformes, Adrianichthyidae. The record is from RefSeq and is a predicted model, not a curated record. Gene Ontology annotation, molecular function: protein binding.